Molecule: messenger RNA, 1106 nt
Organism: Fukomys damarensis (Damara mole-rat)
Lineage: Eukaryota; Metazoa; Chordata; Mammalia; Rodentia; Bathyergidae
Gene: Cryl1
Product: crystallin lambda 1
Exons: 9
Coding region: 6-1031 (341 amino acids)
Biological process (GO): fatty acid metabolic process
Molecular function (GO): NAD+ binding; L-gulonate 3-dehydrogenase activity
Source: RefSeq, a predicted model, not a curated record
AUCUAAUGGACAUUAACUUCAUUUGUGGAUUAGACAUCUGGCUUGUGUGGGUGUGGAAGGAUGUCUCCAUAUCCUUACUGUCCAAGGUGGUAGGUGCUGUUUCAUGUAGACAUGGACUCAUUGGACGAAGCUGGGCCAUGCUGUUUGCCAGUGGAGGGUUCAAGGUGAAACUCUAUGACAUUGAGCAACAGCAGAUAACAAACGCCCUGGAAAACAUCAGAAAGGAGAUGAAGUUGCUGGAGCAGUCCGGUUCCCUGAAAGGUGCCCUGAGUAUGGAACAGCAGCUGUCACUCAUCAGUGGUUGCUCCAACAUUGCAGAAGCAGUAGAGGGAGCCAUGCACAUUCAGGAAUGUGUUCCGGAAAACCUAGAACUGAAGAAGAAGAUUUUUUCCCAGCUAGAUCGCAUUGUGGAUGACAGGGUCAUCUUAAGCAGUUCAAGCUCUUGCCUCCUGCCUUCUAAACUCUUUGCUGGUUUGAUACAUGUGAAACAGUGCAUCGUGGCUCAUCCUGUGAACCCACCAUAUUACGUCCCCCUGGUGGAGCUGAUCCCUCACCCUGAGACCGCCCCUGCCACAGUAGACAGAACCCAUGCCCUGAUGAAGAAGAUCGGACAGUCCCCUGUGAGGGUCCUGAAGGAGAUUGACGGCUUCAUCCUGAACCGCCUGCAGUACGCAGUUAUCAGCGAGGCCUGGAGGCUGGUAGAGGAAGGAGUUGUGUCUCCCAGUGAUCUGGACCUUGUCAUGUCUGAUGGAUUGGGCAUGCGCUACGCAUUCAUCGGACCACUGGAAACUAUGCACCUCAACGCAGAAGGUAUGGUGAACUACUGUGACAGGUAUAGCGAAGGGAUGAAACGCGUCCUGAAGACUUUUGGACCCAUUCCAGAGUUUUCUGGGGCCACAGUUGAGAAAGUUAACCAGGCCAUGUGUUCAAAGGUUCCCAAUGACCCAGGGCACUUAGCUGCCAGAAGGCAGUGGAGAGAUGAUUGCCUUAUGAGACUUGCCAAACUGAAGAGUCAAGAGCAACCCCAGUAAAUGUUUCCUAAUGCUACUGUCACUCUUCCAUUGAAGUCCUGUUUAGGAAAAUUAAAAGUAUUCAAUCCAGUCUCC